GUUUUUUGAACAUUUGCGUUACUAACCAAGUCGCCAAGUUUCAAAGACUUUCAAGUUAACCAUCAAAUGGAAGUGGAUAUUAAUGUUGAUGUCAGUAAUGUGACUUCUGGGGCAGGAUCCGCAUCAGUGCUUUUACAUCCACUUGUUAUUCUAAAUAUAUCGGAACAUUGGACGCGUAACAAAGUGAAGGAAAACUCCAUAUCUGUUACAGUGUAUGGAGCUUUGCUCGGGAAGCAAGAAGGUCACCAUGUUGAAAUAUCGAAUUCCUUUGAGUUAUUACUUGAUGAACCACACAUGUCAGUUAACUCUGAGUUUUACAGCACUCGUGAAUCUCAAUGUAAACAAGUUUAUCCAGAUUUAGACAUAGUUGGUUGGUAUACCACUGGUGGUGCUAUCAAUGAAAAAGAUGAAUUAUUCAACAGACAGAUGCUAGAGCUUAAUGAAUCUCUCCUCAUAUUAAAGUUAGACCCUCUGCAAACAUGUGGAGAGAACCUGCCAAUCGGGGUUUAUGAGUCAGUAGUAGAUAACGAUGGGAGAGUUCACUUUAGACAGGUACUAUAUACUUUAGCAACUGAUGAAGCAGAACGCAUUGGUGUCGAUUAUGUUGCACGUAUUUCAAUGUCAUCUACUGACCAGACUUCAUCAAUGACUGCUGAACAUUUACUAGGAAAUUAUCAGGCCAUUCAAAUGUUAAGUAGUCGCCUUCAACUAAUAAGAUCUUAUGUUGCAGCUGUUGCAGCAGGAGAAUUACCACCGAAUAGAGCACGACUAAGGGAGAUCAAUGCUCUAGUUAAACGAAUCCCUUUCAUGCCUUCUUCAGCAGCCGAACAAAAUGACAAUUUGUACCGUCAAGCGAAUGAUGUGUGUCUGACAGCACUGCUUGCCAGCAUAACUCAAGGCUUACAUACACUCUACGGUUGUAUGGUCAAAACAUCUCACGUUAUAGAUCGCCGAUCUAUUCCUUUGAGUGUGGGAAGUGGAAUUAUGGACUCAGGUUCCAGUCGUUUUGCCAAAGUUUCCCACUCAAUGGGUAAUUCUAAUUGAGAAGGCAAAAUCUGUAUUUUGUUAAUAGAGUCAGCUUACGUUAUAUACACCGAGAAAAGAUUCCUGUAGUUGUACAUAUUGACGUCACAAUUCUUUUCAAUUCACAGUACUCAAGAACCAUUUGGAUAAAAUCAUAUAUUUGGUUGUACGUUGGCUUGUAUAUAAUUAUAUACUAUAGUGUGGUAACUUGGACAAGCCUAUGGCCUUUUUGUUUUUGAUUUUGAUACAUCAUCUUUGUCACGGCAGAAAUCCAUCGUCAGCUUACUGUUCUAUCGAUAACCAUAAAAUGUAAAUAUAGCUAGAAUUCCAUGUCCUAGUGUCUAAAAGUUAAUGGCUAAUAAUAGUCUCCAGAUACCAGAGUUGAGCCAUCUAUUCGCAUACUAGGUUGUCUCAUGAUCUUGGAAAACAGUUUUUUUCCUCGUAUGUAGUCACAGUAGUUGAUUUAAAGAGAUUCCACAAAACUAAUGUAUUCACUUGCCACUUCUUUCGAAGUCAACAAAUACAGUUUUCUUCACUUUCAUAGAUAAUGAAUUUAUUAGAUAAUCGCCAGGCUUUAAACUUCUGAAUCCUAAUAUCUCCAGAACGCUACAUGAGCAUUUCACCUCUAGUGUACAUUUUUAGAUGAACACAUUAAGAAAACGUUAUGUUCUCCAUAUUAUGUGUCCAUAAUCCACGGAUAGAAGCAAACAAGCUCAGUUAGCCUUCAUAUGAGUACCGAAUAGUAGGAGAGUUAUAGAAAUACCUAUGACCGUGUUCAUGAACACGGUAAUCUGCUUUUGCAAUCUCAUUGACCCUGGUUACCCACCUUUCUUCAAGCUCUUAUGUUUAGUGGUAUGUUGCAAGACAUAGGAUCAUUCAUAAGCUAACAACUGUUCUGUUGCUGUAGUUUCUGAAACUCACCUUUCCUCUAUGGUUGUUUCACUACUUUGUGUACGU
Molecule: messenger RNA, 1980 nt
Organism: Schistosoma rodhaini
Lineage: Eukaryota; Metazoa; Platyhelminthes; Trematoda; Strigeidida; Schistosomatidae
Source: the annotation of a GenBank genome assembly